AGCUUCAACAGACCAGAUGAACAUCUGGAAAAUUAACAAAAUGAACACCAUCGAUAGACAAAACCACGAGACCGAGGUCAAACCACGGCGCCGAGGCCUCGCCAGCCCUCCCACAUCGUUUGAAAGCCGAACUCUGGAGACAAACACAAAAAGCACCUUUCAGGGUCGAUUCAGACACUUCCUGGACGUGAUCGACCCCAGAACGCUCUUCACAACACAGAAGCGGCUGCAGCAGAGCUGUGAGCUGCUGGAACGAUUCCGAGAAGGACGACUGGCUGAAGGAGUGACUGACAAACAGCUUUGGGAAGCCCAGAAAAUCAAGCAGGCCAUCCUCCACCCGGACACCGGGGAUCAGGUCUUCAUGCCCUUUCGGAUGUCAGGCUUCGUCCCGUUCGGCACGCCGGUGGUGGUCGGCCUCCUCCUCCCGAACCAGACGCUGCUGUCCACCGUCUUCUGGCAGUGGUUGAACCAGAGCCACAACGCCUGUGUGAACUACUGCAACCGGAACGCGUCCCGGCCGGCUCCUUUCUCCAAGUUCUUCCUGGGAUACCUGGGUGCAGUGAGCAGCGCCGUGUCCAUCGCCGUGGGGCUGAAUGUCCUCCUCCAGAGGUCCAGCAGCUUCAGCCCCCCCAGGCGCCUCCUGGUCCAGCGCUUCAUCCCGUUCCCCGCAGUGGCCAGUGCCAACGUCUGCAACGUGGUUCUGAUGCGACACUCGGAGCUGUCGGAGGGCAUCAGCGUUGUGGAUCAGGACGGGAACGUGGUGGGAACCUCCAGGGUGGCGGCCCGGCGUGCGCUUGCGGAGACGGCCCUGACCAGAGUGGUCCUUCCGAUGCCCAUCCUGGUUCUUCCUCCUCUGAUCAUGACUUUCCUGGAAAAACUGCCGCUGCUGCGGCGGCGCUCCGGCCUGCUGCUGCCCGUCCACAGCCUGGUGUGUCUGGCCGCCUUCGGCCUGGCGCUGCCGCUCGCCAUCAGCCUCUUCCCCCAGACGUCCCAGGUCAGGGUGGAGCAGCUGGAGCCGGAAAUCGCUGCAGCAACGGAUUGCAAGACUGUGAUGUACAAUAAAGGACUGUGAGUGGUCUCCACCCACCAACCCACCACUGCACCAACCGGCGCACCUCCGCACCAACCAACCAGUGUACCACUGCGCCAACCACUGCACCAACCAACCAACCAACCACCACACUAACCAGUGCACCAACCAAUACACCAACCCACCACUGCACCAACCAACCAGUGCAAAACCUCACCCACCAACCAACUACGUCACCACCGCACCAACCAGCACACCAACCAACUAACCAGUGCACCAACUAACGAGAGAACCCUACACCAAACACCACACCAACCAACCAGUGCACCAUCCCACCAACCAGUGCACCAACUAACGAGAGAACCCUACACCAAACACCACACCAACCAACCAGUGCACCAUCCCACCAACCAUCCCACCAACCAAUGCACCAACCAGCCAAACAGUGCACCACUACACCAACCAGUUUCAGAACCUGGUUUGUGGUCCCGUUCCGUCAGUGAGGCUGUAGAACUCUGUAAUUCCUGAGCUGGUGUUUGUUAGAGUCUGAAGUCCAGACAUGUUGACAGAGUCUCUCUGCAUCCAGGAACUCUUCUCCUGCUUUUCCACCACUGAGAGGAAAUUCACAAGGAACUAUUCUCAUGUUGUUAACGUCUCUAAUAAAGCUUACCGGCUGUGAAUG
Molecule: messenger RNA, 1712 nt
Organism: Salarias fasciatus (jewelled blenny)
Lineage: Eukaryota; Metazoa; Chordata; Actinopteri; Blenniiformes; Blenniidae
Product: sideroflexin-5-like
Exons: 14
Coding region: 17-1072 (351 amino acids)
Biological process (GO): mitochondrial transmembrane transport; citrate transport; monoatomic ion transport
Cellular component (GO): mitochondrial inner membrane
Molecular function (GO): citrate transmembrane transporter activity; monoatomic ion transmembrane transporter activity
Source: RefSeq, a predicted model, not a curated record